Molecule: messenger RNA, 1724 nt
Organism: Phyllotreta striolata
Lineage: Eukaryota; Metazoa; Arthropoda; Insecta; Coleoptera; Chrysomelidae
Source: the annotation of a GenBank genome assembly
CGAGCCGAACGGUUCGUAUGCCAAAUUGUUAACAUCCUAAUUGAACAAUAUUUGCCUUGAAAUAAUUACUAUCAAUCCCGGUCUUGUUUGUGCAAGAGCGUUUCGUGUUUCGUGCGGAUGCAUUAUUGAAAAUCGCUCUAGUUGUUUUACGUUUUUUUUCUGUGGAAAGAGCAAUUCGGGCAAUUUAAAUGCCUGAUGAGGGCUUGAGGAUAACAAACGAGCAGGCAGACCGAUAAAAAUGUCGACGAAGGAAGUCGUCCUGCCCUUGAUUGGGGUGCAGCUCGCGCUGUUAAUAUUGUUCUGCGUCUUCGGGAGGUAUUCGACGCACGAAGAGGACGCCGCUAAAUAUCCCAUGUUCCAGGAUGUCCACGUAAUGAUAUUCAUUGGUUUUGGAUUUUUAAUGACGUUCCUGAAACGCUACGGAUUUAGCAGCGUUGGAUUUACAUUAUUAUUGGGAGCUUUCGUCGUCCAAUGGGCCCUGCUCUGCCAGGGCUUCUUCCGGCUCGACGGCGACAAUAAAAUUGAAAUAGGAAUAGAAAGUUUGUAUAAAGCCGAUAUAGCAGCUGCGAGUGUGAUGAUUUCGCUGGGCGCUGUGUUGGGGAGGACGUCAGUAUUGCAAUUAUUUAUCAUGGGUUUCAUUGAAAUAGUAGUUUAUUCGGCGAAUUCGUAUUUAGGAGCGACGGUUUUGCGGGUGGCAGAUGCAGGUGGUUCGAUAUUUGUUCACGCUUUCGGGGCUUAUUUCGGUUUGGCCGUUAGCUACGUGAUGAACAGGAAAAAGGAAGGAAACUCGGAAACAGCCGUUUCCUUGCAGGAAUCCAACUACACGUCGGACCUCUUCGCCAUGAUAGGUACGGUGUUUUUGUGGCUCUAUUGGCCGAGUUUCAACGCCAUAGAGCUGACCGGCGCCGAGCAGAGCCGGGCGGUGGUCAACACUUAUCUGGCGCUCGCCGCCUGCACGGUGACGGCGUUCGCCGCCUCCUCGUUGCUGACGCCCGAGCGCAAAUUCGACAUGGUGCACGUCCAGAACUCGACGCUGGCGGGCGGCGUGGCGGCGGGCGCGGCCGCCAACCUCGUGCUGCUGCCCGUGGGAGCGGUCGUCGUGGGAAUCCUCGCCGGAUUCGUAUCGGUUUACGGAUACGUGCGAUUGUCUCCGACGUUGGAGAGGCGCUUGGGCGUGCCGGAUACCUGCGGGGUGCACAAUUUGCACGGGAUGCCCGGCGUGUUUUCGGGCGUUUUGAGCGUCUUGAUGGCGGCGAUAGCGACGCAAAACCAGUACAAGCUCGAUUUGUUCGACGUGUAUCCGGCGAGAAUGCCCGAUUUCAAAAUCGAAAAUAGCACAGCGCCCAGAACCGCCGCCCAACAAGCCGGGUUCCAAGCGCUCGGUUUAUCAGUCACUCUGGUAAUCGCCAUCGUCACGGGACUCGUUACAGGAUUCAUAUUGAAAGCGACCACCAAAGCGAUUCCUGCGAAAUCGGAGUACGACGACGCCACCUUUUGGGAAUUAUGCGAAGCGUCCGCUCCCGCCGGAGAUACCAAAGCAGGAAUGCAAUACGACAACGCCUGCUUCGAGGUGUCCACUACAGAUGCGCGCCUUCCGUGAUAAAUUGUUUAUUAACGCUCAUUAACGAGAUUUUUUACAUGCAUUCGAUUAUACAGGGUGGUCUCGAACUUAUGGCAAUACAUUCUAGGGGUGGUAAUUUACAUAAUUUGAGACCGACUCGCAG